Arvicola amphibius (Eurasian water vole) is the source of this 474-nucleotide messenger RNA. RefSeq names its product 60S ribosomal protein L37-like. The record is from RefSeq and is a predicted model, not a curated record. Gene Ontology annotation, biological process: translation. The transcript is spliced from 2 exons. The coding region runs from base 1 to 432 and encodes 143 amino acids. Gene Ontology annotation, cellular component: ribosome; cytosolic large ribosomal subunit. NCBI's taxonomy places the organism in Eukaryota, Metazoa, Chordata, Mammalia, Rodentia, Cricetidae. Gene Ontology annotation, molecular function: RNA binding; structural constituent of ribosome.
AUGCAUAAAUGGGGUGCCCCCGAAGCAAGGAGUAGGACUCCACUGAGCAGCAGCCAAGUCCUCCACCACUCCAAAGCUCUGCCUGACUCUCAGGCCACCAAGGAUCCUGUGUCCCGGCAGUCUGGACCUAGAAGAAAGAUCACGAAAGGGACGUCAUCCUUCGGAAAGCGUCGCAACAAGACGCACACGUUGUGCCGCCGCUGUGGCUCUAAGGCCUACCACCUUCAGAAGUCUACCUGUGGCAAAUGUGGCUACCCUGCCAAGCGCAAGAGAAAGUAUAACUGGAGUGCCAAGGCUAAGAGACGAAACACUACCGGGACUGGGUGGAGAAGGCACCUAACAAUUGUCUACCGAAGAUUCAGACAUGGAUUCAGUGAAGGGACAACCCCUAAACCCAAGAGGGCAGCUGUUGCAGCAUCCAGUUCAUCUUGAGGAUUUCAGUCUGUCAUAAAAUAAAUGUUCUGGUUUCCAAAA